Trichobilharzia szidati is the source of this 1145-nucleotide messenger RNA. The record is from the annotation of a GenBank genome assembly. Lineage: Eukaryota; Metazoa; Platyhelminthes; Trematoda; Strigeidida; Schistosomatidae.
AAUCAAUCGAUACAUGAACCAAUCAAAUGAUAGAUAUAAACUGAAUUGUCGUAACAGUGGCAACAUUCACUCACUAUUUAACUCAGUAAAACAAAUAAAUAAAGAGUAUAUUUUUGGGAUUUAUUGAACCAUUGAAACCAUUGAUUCCUCUCUAGCUCUCUCUGUGGAUUAUUAGUAUUGUUAGUACAACUAAAAAUGUCAUCAUCAGCUUUGCCAUCACAAUCAUCAUCAUCAACGCCUGAGGAAUUAAAACAAUCUUUUCUAGCAUUUUGUAAUUUUGUUAAAAAAGGAUCUACAACAGCGACGGAUAAAACAUUGAAAAAAAUUUGUACAGAUUGUCAAAUCUAUUCAAAAAAGUUGGAUGCUAAUCGUGUUGAUAUUGAAUUUCGUGCACAUAUUGGAAGUGCUAAAAGAGAUGUUGAUUUUCCUGGAUUUUUAAGUUUUAUUGAAGGUAGACUGGCUAAAGUGUAUGCCGCAGCAAAUGGUCUACAACAGGAGGAAGCUGCAGCUGAGAUUAAACGAAAAAUUGCUGAAACAUCACCAGCUAUUCAUGGUGGUACUAAAAUCAGUUCUGAUCCAACUAUUUCAAGAUUGACAGACGUGAAAUCAUUUACUGGUUCGCAUAAAGAACGUUUCGAUGCUGAAACUGGUAAAGGUUUGGGUAAAGCUGGUCGUGUAGAUCCAGAACCCUGUUUUACAACUAGUGGAAUUUCAGCUCCAAGAAAAUAAUUUCAAAAAAAACAAACAAUUAUCCAGCGAAAUCUCUUUUUUUUCAAAUUGUAAGACAAAAAAGACGACAUGGAAAGUUCACUUAUUCACUCACUUAUAUCAAAAGGCAUAAGUUAAAUAUCUAUAUUUCAAAUGUGUAUAUAAUUCGUAAUAUACUCAAUUUUCAAUAUGAGAUAUAUAUUUAAACUAUCCAAUCAUGUGUGGUUUAUACAUAUAUAUAUAUGUUUGACCAUUAAAUUAGAUUCUAUACGCAUAAAUAAUAUUAUCACUUGAAUCAAUUGAACAUUUAACCUUGAAAAUUGAUUUUGUUUUACUAAAUAUGUAAAUAUGUGUAUCAAGUUUAAAAAUAAAUGAAACUAAGCACUCUUUUCUUCAGAUAAUCUACACGGGUCUCUUUUAAUUUUGUUACUUUUUAA